AGAUAUUCCACCGCGCCACAACACCUGCAAUCAACCAUCUUCACCUUCCCCAAAUUCUAAGACACACAUUCACACCUACACUCAUAAUCCAACAAAUCAUAUCAACACUUUUCAACUUAAAAUCUCACAUUUUGUUACAUUUUCAGAUCAAAAUCUUAUCUUUUUUAUUCCACUGUACAUAAUCUUGAUCUAGGGUUCUGCAGCCUUAACUAACCUGCAGAUUGAACUUUAAAGUCAACAACAACACACUUCUUUGAUCUAAUUGCCAAAUUGGGUGUUGAGUUGACUCCAUUUCUGACAUGGGUUUGACCUCAAGUUGAUUAAUUUCUUCAGUGGUGUUACAAAUUAUAAAAGAUUCUUGAUAAUGUCUUGGAAGAACAGAGGAGGGUCUGAAUCAAAUUCAAGGCGUUUAGUGUCAAAGAAAUUGACUUUGUUCUUGUGUGCUGGUUGUUUCUUUGCUGGAUUGCUCUUCACAGACAGAAUGUGGCCAGAUCCCGAAGCUAAAGGCCUAUCGAUACCGACCGGAACUGAAGAUGCCCAAAGUCGGUUAGUUUCAGAUGGUUGUGACCCAAAAUUGAAGGGUGUAAGGAGGGACUCCAAAGAUAUAAUCCGUGAAGUUUCAGAAACACGUAACGCCGUCCAAACAUUAGAUAAAACAAUUUCAAACUUGGAGAUGGAGUUAGCAGCUGCAAGAGCGUUGCAAGAUUCUAUACUUACGGGCUCCCCGGUAUCUGAUGAUUUAAUGCUACCAGAGCCCGUUAAGAAAAGAAAAUAUUUAAUGGUUGUGGGGAUUAAUACGGCUUUUAGCAGCCGGAAGAGAAGAGACUCUGUACGGGCUACUUGGAUGCCUCAAGGUGAUAAACUAAGGAAAUUGGAGGAAGAAAAGGGUAUCAUUAUGCGAUUUGUCAUAGGUCACGGUGCAACUUCUGGUGGUAUCCUUGAUAGAGCUAUUGAAGCAGAAGACAGAAAGCAUGGAGAUUUUCUGAGAUUGGAGCAUAUCGAAGGUUACCUUGAAUUAUCAGCCAAAACAAAAACGUAUUUUACUACCGCUGUUGCUUUAUGGGAUGCAGAUUUCUAUGUCAAGGUUGAUGAUGAUGUACAUGUAAAUAUAGCUACACUCGGAGCAACUUUAGCCAAACAUCGAUCGAACCCACGUGUGUACAUCGGAUGCAUGAAAUCUGGACCCGUACUCGCUCACAAAGGAGUGAGAUAUCACGAGCCCGAGCACUGGAAAUUUGGUGAGGAAGGAAACAAGUAUUUCCGGCACGCUACAGGACAACUAUAUGCCAUCUCAAAAGAUUUAGCCACUUAUAUAUCGAUAAACCAAAACGUGUUACACAAGUAUGUGAACGAAGAUGUAUCAUUGGGCUCAUGGUUCAUUGGACUUGACGUAGAGCACAUCGACGAUAGAAGGCUAUGUUGUGGGACACCACCUGACUGUGAGUGGAAGGCUCAAGCAGGGAACAUAUGUGUGGCUUCUUUUGACUGGAGCUGUAGCGGCAUUUGCCGGUCAGCUGACCGGAUCAAGGAGGUGCACAGGCGGUGCGGGGAAGGUGAAGAUGCUCUUUGGAGCGCGUCUUUCUGAUCAACGGUGUUGAUCAAAACAGAAAACAUAUAGCAUCCAUCUAAUUUUUUUUAUUUACACUAAAUAAAUGUUUGUAUAAAAAUGGCGAGUUUGAUGGUAAGAUGAAUGAGGGUUCUGUUCUGUUAUAGGUGAGGAAGAAGUAGCCAUGGAUUUCUUUUUUAUUUCAUGACUCAUGAGUAGAUGGUAUAUAUGUUUUUGUUACAUACCAUAACAUGUUAUAUGUGGUAGUCUUAAAGGCAGAUAGAUGUGUAAUAUGAGGUAUUUUUAAUUCCAUCAAAUCAAAAGAUGCCAUUGUCUUGUGAUG
Molecule: messenger RNA, 1889 nt
Organism: Helianthus annuus (common sunflower)
Lineage: Eukaryota; Viridiplantae; Streptophyta; Magnoliopsida; Asterales; Asteraceae
Product: probable beta-1,3-galactosyltransferase 2
Exons: 11
Coding region: 365-1585 (406 amino acids)
Cellular component (GO): Golgi membrane
Molecular function (GO): hexosyltransferase activity
Source: RefSeq, a predicted model, not a curated record